Haemonchus placei is the source of this 516-nucleotide messenger RNA. The record is from the annotation of a GenBank genome assembly. Lineage: Eukaryota; Metazoa; Nematoda; Chromadorea; Rhabditida; Trichostrongylidae.
AACAGCCACUUGAUUGUAAAAAUUUCAAUUUCAGCGCUCCGACUACCAUGCUACAGUUGCAUGAGCCCGUACUUGGAGGACCACUAUCCGUAUAUAUCACAUCUCUACCGUAAACCAUUGUCUUUCGAUCCACACUGUGAUAGAAAUAAUCUCGACCGAAGCUACCUUUUCGUGAAAAACUGCUCUGAUAUGUGUGUUACACUGCGGAUUAACGAUGUCGUUGGAGGGCGACGGAGGCAUGGCUACGUGCGUGGUUGUCUGUCCGACAUUCACGGAUACAACCACAGUUUAAUUCGAGCACUUGCCGAUCAAAGUGGCUGUCUUGACACCACCGCUCGACAGCUGUUCAUGCCGACCGCGCUUCGACAAGAACUUGAACCAUCCCGUCUGGCCAUAUGUGGAUGUCACAGUAAUCUCUGUAACUCCUCGCCAAACCCACUGGUUCCCUUGACUUCAGUGUUGGGUUUGGCGUCCGCCGUCGUCCUCGUGCUCCUCCUUCGAUCUACCACUUUUUAA